Messenger RNA from Fusarium keratoplasticum, 1647 nucleotides. RefSeq names its product MFS domain-containing protein. The record is from RefSeq and is a predicted model, not a curated record. Gene Ontology annotation, molecular function: transmembrane transporter activity. Lineage: Eukaryota; Fungi; Ascomycota; Sordariomycetes; Hypocreales; Nectriaceae. Gene Ontology annotation, biological process: transmembrane transport. The coding region runs from base 1 to 1647 and encodes 548 amino acids. The transcript has a single exon.
AUGACUUCUUUAUUUCCAGACCAGCCUUCGAAAGAAACCGCUUCCGGGCAGGAGGGGCAGACCAUAGAGAAGGGCUUGGCGUUGGAACCCAACGACGCCAGGAACCCCUCUCUCGAUGACUCUUCCGUUGACGGGUCAAACUUCGUUCGAGCUCAACUUGGGCUGGACUCGCUCAAUCCUGACUUUUCACUUCCGCAAUACCUCUUGUCUCGUCAGAUAGACGUUGCCGUUAAAGACAAUGCACCAAUCGAUCUCUCCAAGUUCCAAUCGCCGUUUACCUGGUCGACCAAGAAAAAAAUUACCAUCCUGUCAGGAACCUUUAUGGCUUCGAUGCUUGCAGCCUACUCUGCCGGUGCUUACGCCCUUGCCUCAGAACCGCUGAGGCACAAGUGGAAUGUCGGCGACACGGCCUUCAACGCAGGUAUCACCUUGUUUGUGGGCGGCUUUGGCUGUACGCCCAUGAUCCUUGCACCCGUGAGCGAACUGCACGGUCGAUACUGGGUCUUUGUUGGCUCUGGAGUUGUCUUCUUCCUCGGUACCCUAGGUUGCGCACUCACGGAUAGUUACCCCGGCAUGUUGGUCUCCCGGUUCGUCACUGGAUGUGGUGCUGCCGUCUUUGCAACACUCACAGGAGGUGUUGUGAGCGACCUCUACCACAAACAAGAUCGUAACACACCUAUGGCGCUUUACUCUCUCUCAAUCAUGGUCGGCACAGGCCUUGGACCACUGGUCAGUGGAAUUGCCGUCGAUCACUUGGGGUGGAGAUGGAUCUUUUAUCUUCAACUCAUCGCCAUCGGAGCCACGACGGCAGUUCUCUUCCUCUUCUUCGGAGAGACGCGCAGCAAUGUGCUCUUGAGGAGAAUGUGCAAAGAGCUCAACACCAUGCAGUACGAAACGGCGACUGGAGCGAUCGUGCAAUUCUCUCCCUCUGUCGCAGAAGCCCUGCACCUCGACAUCAGCAUCAUCUGGAGAAGCUUUGCGUUCCCCCUUAAGCUGCUAGUCACCGAGUCUGUUGUGUUUUGGUUUUCCGUCUGGGCUUCGUUCGCUUGGGCUAUUCUGUACAUGCAGUUCAGCAGUAUCGGAAUUGUUUUUAGAGGCGUUUACGGCUUUAACAGCACCCAAGUGGGAGCGGUUUAUACGGCAGUCAUUGUUGGAUCGAUCCUCAGCAUCUUUUUGGCACUCGUUCAAGAGCCUAUUGUUCGAAGAGUCUUCCCUCACAAGGCCCCAUCAAGUACUCCCGAACAGCGUCUCUUCUCUCCCUGCGUCCAAUCCAUCCUAUUGCCUAUCGGCUUGUUCUGGUUCGGAUUCAGUGCGAAAACCAGCGUAUCUUGGGUUUCGCCAGCGCUGGCUGUGGGCUCCUGCACAAUGGGAAUUUUCAGCAUUUAUCUGGCUGUGUUCAAUUACCUGGCCGACACCUAUCAUCAAUACGCCUCGUCGGCCCUGGCAGCCCAGAGUCUCUGCCGGAAUCUAUUGGGAGGAGUGUUUCCGCUCAUCACAGCGCGCAUGAUCUCAAGCUUGACAUUGGGAGGUACAGGAGGUUUGCUCGGUGGUCUUGGAUUGCUGUUGACUACUAUUCCUUGGUUGUUGUAUUUCUUUGGACGCAAGAUUCGGUCGCGGAGUCCGUUUGCCAGGGAGAUGGAGCAUUAG